UCAGUUAUUAAUAUUUUUGCGACCAAAACACAAAUUAGUCCUAAUUUUGGCGACAAUUUUAACCGUAAUUAAGAAAUAGUGGUCGAAAUGGAUGAGACAUAUGAGACCUACUCGUCGAUGGCAGACAUGAGUCGCCGGGAGUUGUAUUCAGUGGUCAACGCAUUGAAGAGAGAAAACAAUUGUUUGAAAACAGAUUUACAGACAUUUGCUGUCAUUUCGCGGAAAUGCAGACAAUAUUUACGGGAUUUGCUAAACAGUGGACACAUUGACAGUCACGUCACUCAAGAGAUAUUGGAUUUGCUUGAUAUGAACGCACAGAAGACUGUCGUCGCUGUCGAUGCACUCAAUGUUCCGCAAAGAAGUGGCACUCAGAGGAAUGUAAUGUCCUUCAAAUUGGAGGCCAUGGGAAGCGGUGGUCGACCGCAACUCCAGAGGAAUGUUGUGUGGCUUAACCGACAAGAGGUGGACAGCGAUGGACACGAGUCGGACGGCGUCACCGGAAGCGCUGAUGAGUACGAAGACAUGGAUGAGAGUCGUGACGACUCCUUAAGGCCGACGACUCCGAAGUCGAAGCGGAUUUCAUUUGCCACUAAUUUGGUUCAAUUCAGUGGUCAUAAUGAAAGCGAUGGCACUGAAAGACUGUCUUCGGCUAAGAAACUGUUGGGAACCGCUGUGUGCGGACACCGCGGAUGCCAUAAGUCGUUCGCCAACUUCCGUAAUCUGGAUCGCCAUCAGUCGGCCACUCAUCCGGACAUCCGGUUCUUCUGCGACCGCGAGAACUGUUUCGCACACUUCGGAACCGCUGAACGACUGACGGCUCAUAAGAGAGACGACAAUCACCUCAUGGACUGCGAGUCCUACGAGUGCGGACUCAAUGGCUGCCAGUUUCGGGCGUUAGCUCGCGAUGUCCUCCAGGAGCACAUCAGUUGCCAUACGUUCGACGAUCUAAUGAGUGAUAAGUUCUUCGUUUGCGAUUUCCGUGGCUGUGAGAAGCAGUUCCGACGCCUGGACUACCUAAUGGUGCAUAAAAAACGCCAUAAAAGCGCGGAUUACCGGUGCGAUGUCGACGACUGUGGCACACUGUUUCCCAGUCAUCUGGAACUGGUGGAGCACUUGCAGAUGGUUCACGAGAGAUACCUGUGCGAUGUGGACGGCUGUGACUUCAUUACGGACCUCGAGAGCGAAGUACUGUCACAUCAACUGAUCCACAAGACUGACAGCCAAGAGGUGGACAUGGAUUUAGACGACAGUUCGAAAGGAAAGCCUAAACGAGAGCACGAAGACAGUGGCGACGAAUCAGAUGCCGAUUCCACACCAAAAGCUACGAAAAGGAAUAAAACGAAUGGACAGUAUGUCUGUGAGUACGAGGGUUGCUAUAAGUCGUACACCGACACGAGGAGUCUUCGAGAGCACGAGUCGACACAUUCGGGCAAAAGAUUUUAUUGCGAUUACAAGGGCUGUUGCAAACACUUCGCGUUCUCGCGAUCGGUUCGCUUGCAUAAGAAGUCCGGUAACCAUGUGGUGGGACAGCCCUACGAGUGCUCUGAGACGGGCUGUACUUUCACGACAAAAACCAAA
Messenger RNA from Oppiella nova, 1578 nucleotides. NCBI's taxonomy places the organism in Eukaryota, Metazoa, Arthropoda, Arachnida, Sarcoptiformes, Oppiidae. The record is from the annotation of a GenBank genome assembly.